Messenger RNA from Paramecium primaurelia, 675 nucleotides. The record is from the annotation of a GenBank genome assembly. NCBI's taxonomy places the organism in Eukaryota, Ciliophora, Oligohymenophorea, Peniculida, Parameciidae.
AUGGUAAAGAAUGGAUUACUCAAUCAAGCAGAUUAAUUAUUUUAAGAAUUAGUUGAAUCUACAAUCAAACCAGAUAUCAUUACUUUUAGUACUUUAUUAAAAGUACAUUAUAGAAGAAAUAAUAUGAAAAGAAUCAAUGAAAUAGUAUAAAUUAUGAUAAAUUUUAAAAUUAAUCGUGAUGAAUCUUUAUUUUAAUUGAUUUUUGAAUACUAUCUCAAUCAAUAGUAAUAUCAUAUAGGAAUUAUAAUAUUUGAUCAGUUUUGUCAUCAAAUUCCUUAAUUCAGUCAACUAUUAUUAAUAAAUAUCCGAUUACAUAGUUUAUAUGAAAUUAGUUUAGACAAUACCAUUAUUAAAUAGAUUACAUCAAUUAAUGGUUGAGAAUAGAAUUUAACACUUAUCUANAUGUUUAUUUUGGUUUUGGUUAUAAAGGUAUUGCAGAUCCAGUUAAAUGUUAUUCUGAAAUUGAGGAUGCUGCAAGAGAGGAGAUAAUGAAAAAUGGAGGAUCCAUUUCUCAUCAUCAUGGUAAAUAAUUUAAAUUCAUUUAUUUUAGGUGUUGGUAAGCUCAGGAAAUAAUUUAUGUAAAGAUAAAUUGGAGAUACUGGAAUAGAAAUAUUAAAAAAGAUUAAAUAAUAGAUAGAUCCCAAGAAUAUAUUUGGAAAUUAGAAUUUGAUAUGA